Molecule: messenger RNA, 1016 nt
Organism: Saccoglossus kowalevskii
Lineage: Eukaryota; Metazoa; Hemichordata; Enteropneusta; Harrimaniidae
Product: 1,5-anhydro-D-fructose reductase-like
Molecular function (GO): oxidoreductase activity
Source: RefSeq, a predicted model, not a curated record
UGAUUGAUAUAAGGAAAUGGAAAAGUUAGUCGAUGACGGUUUGGUCAGCUCCAUUGGCGUCUCCAACUUCAAUCACGCACAACUGGAACGUAUUCUUAAUAUGGCAAAAUAUAAACCAGUUAAUAAUCAGAUUGAAGUGCAUCCGUAUAAUGCUCAAACUGAGUUAAUUGCGUGGUGUUAUGCAAGAAAUAUCACUGUUACUUGUCACACUGCACUUGGUAGACCAGGAUUGGUAAAAGGAGAGCCUAAUAUGCUAGAGGAGCCGAUUGUGAAAGCUAUAGCUGCAAAACACAAAAAAUCUCCGGCACAAAUUCUAUUGAAAUUUUGUGUUGAUCGUGGAUGUGCAGUAAUUCCGAAAAGCAUAAACCCCAAGAGGAUGAAAGAGAAUAUUGAGAUAAGUGAUUUUAAGAUAACUCUAGAAGAUAUAAGAUCUAUGGAGCAACUCAAUCGUAAUUGGCGUCAUUCACAAGACUCAUUUUGGUCAUGUUUCAGGAACCAUGUACAUUAUCCUUUUAACGAUUUUUAACCUCAUGCCAAAUAUUUGAUUGGUGAGAUGGUUGACUCUUGAUACAGCACCAGUCAUUAAUAUGUCAUAAUUUUUUUAUUACAUUGUUAAAAUAUGACACUCAAAUGUUUGCAGUUAUGUGCAGCAAUGAUGUUAUUAUAUUGGAUUUUUUUUAUUGAUUUUCGAUAUGUUCAUCAUUCCAAGAAAAAUUUUGAAAAUAAAGUACCUUUAUAAAAUACCUCCAGGACCAAAUAUAUGAAAAGCACUACGUAACUCUUUUAACCAAUCUCUCAAUGAAUAGAACUGAAUAAUGUUUAGAGGAUCAAGUAUAAUUUAAUGUGACACCAUUUAUUUUCACAUGAUUGACAGACAAAUUAUACUUAGUUCAACUUCAUUGUGUGUAUAUAAAUUUAAAACAUGUUUCCCAUAGUUUACAAACAUUUGUGAAACUUUGAAAGGUAUUGUGGAUGCCCACAAUACUGAAACAAUAACAAUAAACUAUCAACUUAAA